GGCGAAAUGAUAUGUGUCAAACUGACAACUAAAAGGCAUUAUGUCAAUGAUUAAAGAAAAUUUUUUAUCUAUGCAUAAGCAAAGAAUUGAAAUAUUUAGGUUAGAAGAUAUACGUAAUUAUAUUUUUUAAUUUAUAUUUAAAUUAAAUUCCAAAUCAUGCCAUCGAUGGAGAUGGACCGAAUCCCAGAAAAUGGUUCGGAGUGUAGUUCUGUGACUUUGAGCGAUAAAUUACCAACAAAAAAGAAAACGAGAAAACGUGGUAUUGUUUAUUUAUCAACAAUUCCUCCUUACAUGAACGUAGCCAAGAUAAGAGAAAUUUUUAGUCAGUAUGGGGAAGUAAAAAGGAUAUAUUUACAGUCGAGUGCAAAACCUGGUGAAAAAAGAAAAAGAGUGCCUAACUUAUUCACAGAAGGUUGGGUCGAAUUUGAAAAGAAAAAAGUAGCCAAAAUGGUUGCAGCAAAUCUUAACAAUAAACAAAUAGGUACACGCAAGAGAUCACGUUACUAUGACAUGAUAUGGAACAUCAAGUACAUUCCUAGGUUCAAAUGGAUCCAUUUGAGUGAAAGGCUGGCUUAUGAAAGGGCAGCAAUGAAGCAGAGGUUGAGAGCUGAAAUAUCUCAAGCGAAGAGAGAAGCACAUUACUUGCAGAGUAAUGUUGAGAAGAGUAAGAAGUUAAAAAAAAAGAAAGCUUUGGCGAAUAAUAAAAAUGAUGAAUGAAUAUUAAUAGUAGUUUAUAACUUUAAACCUCAAAAUUAGACCGUUCAUUGGCAUAAUUUUGUUCCGUGAUGUUGCUUUGGAAGGUGCAGACCCUUCACCAUUGCGUAACAAAAUGCAGACAUCUAAGGUGGCUGUAUUUUGAUACAGCGGGCGGAGGCUACCCUCCCUCCAUGCCUCCGGCUUCUAAAGAACACUAGGUCUAUUCAGCGUGAUUAAAUUACGGAAACAGAACCACAGUAGAUUUGAAGUUGUACUUCUAUAGUCUGUAGUGCCAUUCACGCUAAAUUACCGCUGGAGUCACGCUAGUGUCUGAAUAGUCAUAUCCAAAAAUUAAAGCUUUUUAUUUGUCUUACGAUUUUUUUUUUUGUUUUUUGUUUCUAAUUUAUGUGUAUUAAAUUAAAAAUAACAAAAAUAAAGUACUAAACAAUAAUCACACUGGUAUCAAUGUUUAAUUUACUUGUUGCUAAAAUUAACAUUUCCGCUAAUAAUUUCUUCGACCCUCAUCCUUUGAUAAGAUGUUAAAGGAUCUGGAGUUAAUUUCUGUAUGUAUCUCCUUGGAGGUAUUUUAUGUGACAAUAUGCCCUGUGAGAAUUCUCGGUGAACUCUGACUCCAUCUAAAGCAUUUGCCUGCAACCUUUCAAAACUAUGUAGUUCAUUCAUAAACUGGCGAUGCUGUGCGACUUUCGCCCAAUGGUAACGAUGGCGACAAACAACACGGCUGAAAAAUAAAUUAAGAAUUUUUUUUUUUAUAUAUUUUAAAAAAGGCAGUAUACUCAAGAUUUAAACAGCUCUAUUUAAAAAUAUUUUAAUUUAAAAUAUAAGUAUUUUUCUGUGUAU
Messenger RNA from Melitaea cinxia (Glanville fritillary), 1554 nucleotides. RefSeq names its product pre-rRNA-processing protein esf2-like. The record is from RefSeq and is a predicted model, not a curated record. Gene Ontology annotation, molecular function: RNA binding. Bases 157 to 717 code for a protein of 186 amino acids. The transcript is spliced from 2 exons. Gene Ontology annotation, cellular component: nucleolus. Lineage: Eukaryota; Metazoa; Arthropoda; Insecta; Lepidoptera; Nymphalidae. Gene Ontology annotation, biological process: endonucleolytic cleavage in ITS1 to separate SSU-rRNA from 5.8S rRNA and LSU-rRNA from tricistronic rRNA transcript (SSU-rRNA, 5.8S rRNA, LSU-rRNA); endonucleolytic cleavage in 5'-ETS of tricistronic rRNA transcript (SSU-rRNA, 5.8S rRNA, LSU-rRNA); endonucleolytic cleavage to generate mature 5'-end of SSU-rRNA from (SSU-rRNA, 5.8S rRNA, LSU-rRNA).